AUGCCUGCCGUAGUUAUAAUGGAUGAAAAUUAUGAUAAACUUUUAGAGCAGUGCCAAACACAGGAGCUUGAGGUAGUUAUAUCCAAGUAUUUCAUCAAACGUGUGUAACUUGCAGCUUUAAAUGUGUCAGUAUUCGCGAAGAGAAUCUCUUUGGUUUGUGUGUUUUAACUUAGCUAGCUGGUAGGUGUGCUAGCUAGCUAUCCGUCCAAACACACUAACGUUAGCGAACAUAACAUAGCUAGCUAACUAGGUCAUAACAUUAAAUUGAGCACAGCUAACUCUGCAUUUAACGUGCGAGAAAGUAGCUAGCUAACCACACACACAUUCAAAUAUCACAGAUUGUCUUGAGCAUUUAAUUUAGCGGCACAGGGAAGCAGCUGGAUAAUGUUUUUUCCUAGCUAGGUUUUGUGGGUAAAGUAAUAUGCGCAGAACGUUAAGGUUUAGUGCACAGCCACAGGAAAAGGCUUCCUGGAUGGGGCGGUUAGAUCAGGUCGUGCAGGCUCAGCCAGCCUAAUAGAUGUCAAUUUAAUAAUGUGCCUAUCUUAAGUCAUGAGGGUACAACGUUUGGAACGUCAUUAGCCAAGUUUCCAUCCAACAGGAAAUGGCGGUACAAUUUCAUGAAUGUCAACAGACAAUUUGUUCAUUCGACAUGGUGGAAUCUUUUUGUCUGUAAAACAAAUUAUGCGAGAAAUGUGGGUGGAAUAAUCAUAUCGAAGUAAACUUGGAGUCACGCGAUGAUAUGUUAUCUGGUCCUCCCACUCCGAUUUGGGAACGCAGACAGUUUAAGUUAUGAACUUCACAGGGUAGUGAAGUGUACGGUGAGGAGCUUGAUGUACCUUUCUAAUAAAUAUCGAGGGUCUUAUUCUGGUGACAUGAUGAUUGAUGCUUGGCUGCCGUUUGACAAAUACAAAUAAUCUCGCUCUUAUCUAUAAUAAUCGAAUGUAGGCUAGCCUACCCACACUGUAUCUGCGAACUGUUGACUAGAGCUCACAUGCGAAGACCAGAGUGGGCACAUUUGCUAUUUAACGCAACAUGUUUUGUUACCAAAUCCAUAUGUAGAGUUGAAAAUGCGAUGGAAACACAUUGAAGUUUUGAUUUGAAUUCAGUACAUGAAAACGUCAUAUUCAUCAUCUCCAGCACCACCUCUACAUAUGUGAAAAUGGCCCGUUUCUGUUUUGUGGAAAAAAUAUAUUCAAUCUUGAAUAUGAAGUUGAGAAAUGGUGAUAUUUCCCUUUUAAGCGAAAAAGUGCCUUUUAUGUGCACUACGUAGUGCUUUAUCCGCAACAAGUCAGUUUGAUGGAAACACCAUUGGUGGGAAAAUAUUUUUUUAUGCAUAUUUUAGAAUGUUCGCAUGAAAAUCUGUCGCGAAUUGGAUUGAAACCUAGCUAUUGGCUUGCAUGGUCUGACUGUAGACCUUGACUAAUUGUUUGUUUUAUUGCCAGGCUCCAGGUGGAAUUGCAACCCCUCAAGUGUAUGCCCAGCUGUUGGCGCUCUAUCUACUGCACAAUGACAUGUAAGUCAGGUUUUCUAUAGGCCUAGCCCUUCUAAAGAUAAGGUUUUCUGACCAUUGAAACAUGGUUGGAAUUAAAGGGGAAUGGAAACACUUUUGAAAGUAAAGCUAAGAAGAUAGAUGUGUUCAAUCCACCAAUACUAAACAUGCAUUUUAGAUAGUAACAUCUGUUUUUAGGAUUUUGAUCUUGAACAAUGUUUAUUAGAAGUAUGGGUAGCACCAUCUUGAAUUGCCAUAGUAACGACUGACGCCAAUGCGUCAUUGGUAGGAUUGAGCAAAUUGUGAGUUGUGGCGCGGAGACUGAAAGUGAAUGCUGCCACUGGGAGGCGCCUGGCCUCCACUGGACCUGAAAGGUUUCUCACAACUUUGACAGCUCUCUUAUUGAGAUCAGGACAACAACAUUAAGGUAAAAAACUGUAUACAAUCCGUUUUUAUGCUGGCAAUCAUAAUAUUUACAUUUUAGAGUUUUUUCAGAUUGAUAAAAUGAGUCAGUGGAAUUAACUUUUGAUAACAAGCCGCGUACGUUAGACGGUCAGCCAAAACGAGGCAAGGUAGCUAGCCAGCCUACUUGGUUUAGCGCUUCUCUUUUUGAUGUUAAUGUUUUUUUUUUUAUAUAGCUGUACAAAAUAAAAUGCUCAUAUUGACAAUUUGAACAGCAUUUGUCAUUAGGUGUUAGCUAGAGCUUAAACUAGCUAGUGACUCAAUCUGUAGCCAGUCAGUGAGGGCUGUUGCAGGAUUGCUAUUUUACCAGUAAAAUGCAGCUAGCUAUGAUCCCCAUAGCUAUAAUAUGUAGCUAGCCAGUCAGUGAGGGCUGUUGCAGGAUUGCUAUUUUACCAGUAAAAUUAAGCUAGCUAUGAUCCCCAUAGCUAUAAUUGUUAGCUAGCUAGAUAACUACAUAGCUAGAUAUCUCAUUAGGUGUCUGUUUAUCUGUGAUAUGAUUCCUAAAAAUAGUAGCUAAGCCUGCUGGCUGUUGAUUGCAAUAAUUAAUGUAGCCUAAGCCUGAAGCCUAACCCUUAGCCUAACCCUUAGAAUGACUUUUGAAAGCUCAGUCUCGUAGUCAGUUUGGUAACUAUUUCAUCCUGGACCCGGUUUCCCAAUAGCGAUGGAACUUAAGCUUACGAGUGUUUUUAACGAUGCAUCUUUCCUAAAAUGGCUGAAGAUGUAACAUGAGUUUCCCAAAACACCACGCAGAGAGAAUGGUCGCUAAGUGCGUCGUUGGAGCAUGUGCCGAUACUGAUAGGAUCGAAAGAAAGAGAGCGCUGCUUUCGGGUGAGCUUUCUCCAUUCAAAUUGUAGCUUAACAUUAUAAUUAUUUCACAAUACUGACGACUGAUGUAGGUGGUAAUAUCUUCUAGAGAUAUUACCACCUACGGCUGCAAAUAUUGAAGUGUCUUAUUCUAGUGGUUACCUAAUAAAAAUUAACAAAAUCACAAAUUUGGCACUAUAUUGCGCCCGUUAGGCUACACAGCAUGAAAUAUAUUGAGACAAAUUACAGACAGUAGCCUACAAGUAGCAAAAUAGAACUCAAUUGAUUGAACAUUAAAUGUAUUUCAAUAUGAUUGCAAUAAAAUAAACUGUAGGCUAUAGGCCUAUUUCAGUCAUCUCGGUUUUCAUUUGAAGCAUACUUUUAUACAUCACUUGUUUGUGUCAAUUGCAAAGACAUUGGCAACUUUGUAUCUGAAGUUGUAGGCCGUCAGAGAGACGGAUAAACCAUGUGAUUAGCGGAAUCUUCUGUGUAUAAAGUGACGUGUGAGGGCAAAAAGCAUCUAAUGACGUACUUAGCUGUUCUACGAAUGGCAUCAGGCAGGCAUUUGGAUUACGAGCGUUUUCAAGUGCAACGUUAAUAACGAUGGUUUUGGGAAACAUGCUACUACAAAGGUUCUUACGAUGAACUUAUCCUUAAGAUGCUUUUGGGAAACUGGGCCCUGGUCUAGCUAGCUGGUUUGUGACUUUGCUACUUACAGACAUACAUUAUCAUAUUAUUUCAGUUAUGGACUAUCAGAUAUUAAAUUAUGUAAAGUUUUCUCAAUUGUUUGAGUGAUCCUUUUGGAUAAUAAAAUGUGACGUUGUCACCUUGCAAGCCGAUUGAUAACAUGUAGCUACACAAUUCCCUUACAUGAAUGAUUCCCUUUUUUAUGUGCUGAAGGAGGCUUAACAUUUAUGUACAUGGAAAAAAUUGAUUUAAAUAUUAUUCCAAUGUUGGCCUCUCUUAUCGUAGUCAUAGAGUUUUGUGUGAUUUUUAUUUUACUUGUCAUUCGGACAGAAUAAAUCUAUAUUCUUCUUGUCUGACUUUUUUUUUUUUGUACUGGUCAAGAGGACAAGCAUUAAUGUCGAUCCCUACAUUGGCUUUGUGGUUAGUGUCCACCCUGAGACAAGCGUCUGCUUGGCACUCUGCAUUAAGGAGAUAGAUUGGGGGUAAGGCCCUGCGAUAGACCUUUUUAUUGUUAUUAUAUGCCUAAUUCGUAUCCUAUUUUGUAAUUCCAGCUCACUUUGGUGACAAUAUCCCUGAGAUUAAUGUUGUAUGUUACUUGCACUUUGUUUUCAGGUUUGAAUGAGACAAUGUAUUCCCCUAACUUUAUUCUUUCAAUAAAGUUAUUGUUUUAUUAAUAUUAUAUUGUGUAUGUCUUUCGUUGUCAUAUGUAAGACUAAAUGCCAUUUGUAAUAUGUUUCGGUGCAUAUACACUACAUGGCCAAAAGUAUGUGGACACCUGCUCGUUGAACAUCUCAUUCCAAAAUCAUGUGCAUUAAUAUGGAGUUGGUCCCCCCUUUUCUGCUAUAACAGCCUCUACUCUUCUGGGAAGGCUUUCCACUAGAUGUUGGAACAUUACUGUGGGGACUUGCUUUCAUUCAGCCACAAGCAUUAUUGAGGUCUGGCACUGAUGUUGGGUGAUUUAGGCCUGGCUCGCAGUCGGCGUUCCAAUUCGUCCCAAAGGUGUUUUAUGGGGUUGAGGUCAGGGCUCUGUGCAGGCCAGUUAAGUGGUUACACACCGAUCUCGAUAAACCAUUUCUGUAUGGACCUUGCUUUGUGCAUUGGGGCAUUGUCAUGCUGAAACAGGAACGGGCCUUCCCCAAACUGUUGCCACAAAGUUGGAAGCACAGAAUCGUCUAGAAUGUCAUUGGAUGCUGUAGCGUUCACUGGAACUAAGGGCCUAGCCCAAACCAUUAUGCCUACUUCACCAAACUUUACAGUUGGCACUAUCAAUUGGGGCAGGUAGCGUUCUCCUGGCAUCUGCCAAACCCAGAUUCGUCUGUCGGAAUGCCAGAUGGUGAAGUGUGUUUCAUAACUCUGUAGAACGCGUUUCCACUGCUCUAGAGUCCAAUGGCGGCGAGCUUUACACAACUCCAGCCGACGCUUGGCAUUGCGCAUGAUGAUCUUAGGCUUGUGUGCGGCUGCUCGGCCAUGAACCCAUUUCAUGAAGCUCCCGACGAAGAGUUAUUGUGCUGACGUUGCUUCCAGAGACAGUUUGGUACUCUGUGGUGAGUGUUGCAACCGAGGACAGGAGAGUUUUACGCGCUUCACUCGGCAGACCUGUUCUGUGAGCUUGUGUGGCCUACAACUUCGUGGCUGAGACGUUAUUGCUCCUAGACGUUUCCACUUCACAAUAACAGCGCUUAGAGUUGACCGGGGCAGAAAUGUGACGAACUGACUUGUUGGAAAGGUGGCAUCGUCAUAGGAGCUCUUCAGUAAGCCCAUUCUACUGCCAAUGUUUGUCUAUGGAGAUUGCAUGGCUGUGUGCUUGAAUUUAUACACCUGUCCGCAAUGGGUGUGGCUGAAAUAGCCAAAUCCACUAACUUGAAGGGGUGUCCACAUACUUUUGUAUGUUUUUAACAUACUAUCCAGAGAGUGUCUGAUAACAGAAGAUUCCAUAGAAUUCUAGAAAAAUACCACCGUCACUAAAACGGCUGGAACUCAUUCACAGUAAAAGGUAUUACCAUUCUGAUUUCAGAUUAUCUAUCCUUACUAAAAAAUGAAGACUCAAUGCUCUUAAGUUUUUCUCCAUCUUCAUUAGGAAGUUGUGUAAAUGGCAGUUUGGUGGGGAAAAAACGUUGAUUUCUUUCUGUAUGAUACACAUUUUCACAGGUAUUUCACAGGUGUUUUGGUAUGUCAUAGCAUUUGAUAGGGCUGUUUCUGUGUUAGCUGGUGUUCUAAAGCCUAGUGUUUCCUUUCCCCUUUAAUUGUCAGAUGACUUUUGUUACUCUUUUUACAGGAAUAAUGCCAGGUACCUGUGGAAGCGAAUUCCUCAAGCCAUUAAAUCGGUGAGAAUGUUUAGGGUUAGCAUUUAUCUAAUAUAUUUAUACUGAACAAAAAUAUAAACGCAACAUGCAACAAUUUCAACGAUCUUACUGAGUUACAGUUAGUAUAAGGAAAUCAGUCCCUAAUCUAUGUAUUUCACAUGACUGGGCAGGGGCGCAGCCAUGGGUGGGCCUUGGAGGUCAUAGGCCCACCCACUUGGGAGCAAGGCCCAGCCAAUCAGAAUGAGUUUUCCCCCACAAAAGGGCUUUAUUACAGACCUUAAUACUCCUCCGUUUCAUCAGCUGUCCGGUGGCUGGUCUGACAAUCCCACAGGUGAAGAAGCCGGAUGUGAAGUUCCUGGGCUCGCAUGGUUUCACAUGGUCUGCGCUUGUGAGGCCGGUUGGACGUACUGCCAAAUUCUCUAAAACGACAUUGGAGGCGGAUUUUGGUUGAAAAAUCCACCUUCAACUCACUGGCAACAGCUCUGGUGGACAUUCCUGCAGUCAGCAUGCCAAUUGCACGCUCCAUCAAAACUUGAGGAAUCUUCGGCAUUGUGUUGUGACAAAACUGCACAUUUUAGAGUGGCUUUUUAUUGUCCCCAGCACAAGUUGCACCUGUGUAAUGAUCAUGCUGUUUAAUCAGCUUAUUGAUAUGCCACACCUGUCAGGUGGAUGGAUUAUCUUGGCAAAGGAGAAAUGCUCACUAACAGGGAUGUAAACAAAUUUGUGCACAACAUUUGAGGAAAACUUUUUUGUGCGUAUUGAACAUUUAUGGGGUAUUUUUAUUUCAGCUCAUGAAACAUGGGACCAACACUUUACAUGUUGCGUUUUAUAUUUUUGUUCAAUAUAGAUAGCUGAGGCACAAGUUUGUAAAUGUGUUUGUGUAUAAAGCUUAUUUUUUGUUAGACAAUCAAAACGAGUUAAAGCUAUACUGGGAACUCAACUCUUGAAUAGGUAGGCCAGUCAUUGUAUAAUUUCCCACAUUGAAGAUGGUAGUACAAAAGUGGGACCUGUCCUGCACAUGGAAUUGCUUCAACACAUGAGAAUGAGUGUACUCAACGUCUCCCUAGCAACAAGACUCAUAGUCUGCAUAUCGUUUAGUAUAGUCUAGGCACCAAUGUAUGUUAAAGUCGAUGAAGUCGGUUGAAACGUGGUGUGUGCAGGGAAACCCAGAGCUGACGGCCGUGUGGGCCGUGGGUCAGCGCAUAUGGCAGCGAGACUUCCCAGGGAUCUACUCGGCCAUCGCAGCUCACCAGUGGUCUGAGAACAUCCUGCCCGCCAUGGAUGCCCUGCGAGGUACUGUAAUAGCCGUGCACUUUUCUGUGACCAAUUGUACACACCUGACCUGA
Molecule: messenger RNA, 7091 nt
Organism: Coregonus sp. 'balchen'
Lineage: Eukaryota; Metazoa; Chordata; Actinopteri; Salmoniformes; Salmonidae
Source: the annotation of a GenBank genome assembly